Molecule: messenger RNA, 1020 nt
Organism: Carica papaya (papaya)
Lineage: Eukaryota; Viridiplantae; Streptophyta; Magnoliopsida; Brassicales; Caricaceae
Source: RefSeq, a predicted model, not a curated record
AACUAAAAUUUCCGGGAUGCCAGACCUUUUUGGACCAAGGAAGUACUUCUGUUAUGGACUUGUUUGAUUUUUCAUUAUGCAUUUGGGAAGGGUUGAGGCAAUUUAUAGUUUUCUUUUCAGCAUUUUCAAGCAUUUUUUUAUGUUCUUCUAUUGUAAAUAGGGCCGCUAUUGAGCAUGAGAAGAAGACACAUGUUAUUAACCUGGAGGAAAGACAGGCAUUGGAGAAAAACAUGAUUACCGUUGCUCAUGAACUCGACAGACUACAUGCAGAGUUGGCUAAUGCAGAGAAGAGAUUUAGGGCGGCAGCUGCAGCAGCUGCCGCAGCAAACCCAAACCCUGGUCAUGCUGCAAGCUAUGGUAAUCCUGAAAUGGGAUAUGGAGGAAGUCCACACAUCGAACCACAUGCAAUUCAUCGGGGUGGUGCCAAUGCUCUUCCUUACCCCGCUCCAUGACGAUCUCCUCAAGGUUUGCAUGCACAGCAGUGGUUGGAGUUACAUUCUCUGACUUUCUCAGCUCUCUGCAGGAGACAGAACCAAAUUGGAGAAAGGAAGGUUGUCUUCAAAUUUCCAAUCGAUUCUGUUUACUACAAAAAUAUUCAACUUGAAAUAUUUCUCUGGAGAUGUAUGAAUGGGUGAGAUAUGCACAAGCAAGGUUGUAGAAUUAUUCUUGGCUUGCAUACCUUAUUUAACUCUGUUCUGCAUUUUGCAAGCACAGGGAGAGAGGGUUUGUAAGCAGGGACUUCAGGUGAUUUAUUGCAGGAAUCAAGUUGUAUUUCCAUUGUUUACAUGAAUGAGCUGACCUGCAACUGGUUCCUGAUGUAGGCUUCAGUUAAAUUUGUUCAUGAUUGUAAGAUUAUAGAAUUGUUGGCAAUGCACCUCUUUUCUGUUUGCUGUUUGUUUUUGUUUGUAUCAAGAAGGAAACUUGCUACAAAAAGGAUAUCUUUGAAAAGAAAUUAAUGACAAAUUUAUGAAAUGUGGGUUGAGAUGUAUAUUCCACAUUUCCAUUGUUUGUGGCUGAAAA